Molecule: messenger RNA, 7316 nt
Organism: Melanotaenia boesemani (Boeseman's rainbowfish)
Lineage: Eukaryota; Metazoa; Chordata; Actinopteri; Atheriniformes; Melanotaeniidae
Gene: stxbp5b
Product: syntaxin binding protein 5b (tomosyn)
Exons: 29
Coding region: 341-3907 (1188 amino acids)
Biological process (GO): regulation of protein secretion; regulation of exocytosis
Cellular component (GO): SNARE complex; cytoplasm; plasma membrane
Molecular function (GO): myosin II binding; GTPase activator activity; syntaxin binding
Source: RefSeq, a predicted model, not a curated record
CUGCAGUUCACUGCGUUUCCGUAGCCAGUUUGCUACCCGCUGAGCCCUGGCUGGGGAAACAGCUCGCGGAAACGAUUGAUUCCGAUCGAAUAACACCAAAGCUGGCAAUUAAAUGGCAGAUUAACACUAAUAUCGGAAAAGACUCGCUAAAUCAAUGCUCCUGGAUCGGCUGCUUUUGGAGAGUGCGCUGGCAACACCCUCCGUAACAUAUGAGAUGUAUGCAGAAAUAUAUUAACUGUGCGUUAUUUCUGCUAACUAGCUAGCAGCUACCCCCCUCAAUCCAAUUAAUGGUAGCUCGCUUGAUCCGUUCUUUCAACCGUCGCGUCUGUACCGGAGGAAAAUGAAGAAGUUUAACAUUAGGAAGGUGCUGGACGGCUUGACGGCGGCGUCUUCUUCUUCCUCCGCAACUGCUCAGCCAGGUACUCCCAGGGAAAACGAUGUUGUCCAGGAGACUCUCCAGUCGGAGCAUUUUCAGCUUUGCAAGACUGUGCGUCAUGGCUUCUCAUAUCAACCAUCCUCUAUGGCUUUUGACCCUGUGCAGAAAAUCCUGGCCAUUGGGACUCAGACUGGAGCUUUGAGGCUCUUUGGCCGUGCGGGUGUGGAGUGCUACUGUCAGCAUGAGAGCGGCGCUGCUGUCAUCCAGCUCCAGUUCCUCAUCAACGAGGGGGCGCUGGUGAGUGCCUUAGCUGAUGACAGCAUCCACCUGUGGAACCUGCGGCAAAAAAUCCCUGCUAUCCUGCAUUCUCUCAAGUUUAACAGAGAGAGAAUCACAUACUGCCACCUGCCCUUCCAGAGCAAAUGGCUAUACAUCGGCACAGAAAGAGGAAACAUCCACAUUGUCAACGUGGAGUCCUUCACUCUCUCAGGCUACGUUAUUAUGUGGAACAAAGCCAUCGAACUAUCCACCAAGACGCACCCAGGGCCUGUUGUGCACAUCAGUGACAACCCCAUGGAUGAGGGCAAGCUUCUGAUUGGAUUUGAGUGUGGGGUAGUUGUGUUGUGGGAUUUGAAGUGCAAAAAGGCUGACUACCGCUACAAUUACGACGAGGCAAUCCACUCAGUUGCCUGGCACCAUGAGGGGAAGCAGUUUGUUUGUAGCCACUCUGAUGGCACUUUGACCACGUGGAAUGUACGAGCUCCAGCCAAGCCUGCACAGAUCAUCACACCACAUGGAAAGCAGCCUAAGGAUGGAAAAAAGCCAGAGCCAUGCAAGCCUAUCCUGAAAGUAGAGUACAAAACUACAAGGGCUGGGGAUCCUUUCAUGGUCCUGUCUGGAGGUCUGUCUUAUGACACGGUGGGGAGGAGAGCCUGUCUGACUGUGAUGCAUGGAAAAAGCACUGCCGUCCUGGAGAUGGACUACCCCAUUGUAGAUUUUCUAACGCUCUGCGAAACUCCAUAUCCGAACGACUUUCAGGAGCCUUAUGCAGUGGUGGUCCUCCUCGAGAAGGAUUUAGUUGUAAUAGACCUGGGACAGAUUGGAUACCCGAUAUUUGAGAAUCCAUAUCCCCUGGCUAUCCAUGAGUCCCCAGUGACCUGCUGUGAGUAUUUUGCUGACUGCCCUGCUGAACUUAUUCCUGCACUUUACUCUGUCGGCAGCCGGCAAAAGAGACAAGGUUACAGCAAGAAGGAAUGGCCCAUUAGUGGUGGAAACUGGGGCCAGGGCACACAGAGUUACCCAGAGAUUAUAAUCACAGGACAUGCUGAUGGGUCCAUAAAAUUUUGGGAUGCUUCUGCAUUAAUGCUUCAAGUGCUGUAUAAGCUGAAGACUGCCAAGGUGUUUGAAAGGGCCCGUACUAAAGAGGAGAAACCAAAUACAGACAUAGUAGAUGAAGACCCGUUUGCCAUCCAAACCUUGUCCUGGUGUCCGGAGAGCAGGAUGCUCUGUGUGGCUGGUGUGUCUGCUCAUGUUAUCGUCUAUAGGUUCAGCAAACAAGAGAUCACGACUGAAGUUGUUCAGCUGCUGGAAGUGCGGAUGCAGUGCGAGUUUAGUGAUGUAGAUUCUCCUGAUCCAGGAGGAGAGCAGACCCCCACUGUGCCAAACCCCGGAGCUUCCUCCAGCCCACAGGAGAGUGAGCCUCCCACUCAGCCCGCUACAGGCAAUAACUCCUCUGAAGGACCCCGAGACAAUAUUCCAUGCCUACAGCUGCGGAGCUCCCCGCUCAAGCAGUUUCCGGGCUACCAGGUGGAGCUGGUGAUCCAGCUGGUGUGGGUGAGUGGGGAGCCGCCUCAGCAGAUCACCAGUCUGGCAGUCAAUUCUUCCUAUGGCCUUGUGGUGUUUGGGAACAGUAACGGCCUGGCUGUGGUGGACUACCUCCAGAAAACUUUACUGCUCAACAUGGGGACAUCGGAGCUCUACAGCCCCUCUGACCCCUUCCAGAGGCAGCCUCGCUCUCCUCGUAAAGCACGACAGUCCUGCGGAGCACUUUGUGAUUCCAACGAUGGGUCAAACGCCUCAGAGGACCGCUGCAAAUCACCUACUUCAGGAUCUGCCUCACCAUGCAAUUCAGAUGAUGAAAGAAAGCAGAAGUUCAUAGAGAAGGUGAAGUUUAAAAGCAGACGCUUUUCCAAGACGGUUGCCAAUGACUUUGCCAAGAUGUCACGGAAAAUUAGCUCGUCUAGCGAUCAAAAGCCAGAUCUGGAAAAUAGGUCCCAACGGUGGUGCCCUCUGACAUGUAAUAGACGCUUUUAUAGUGUGAAAGCUGACAAGAAGGCAGCCAGGAUGAAUCUGAAAUGGGGCGUCUAUAGAACUCGGUCAGACCCCAAACCCAAUGCCAAGGAUAACUCAUUCACCCGCUCACGUAGUUCAAGUGUAACCAGCAUAGACAGAGAAUCUCGAGAAGCCAUCUCCUCCUUUUACUUCUGCGAGAGUUUCCCCAGGAAGUCCGACAGUCUGGUCAGCCCCUGCCUGUUAGUGGGGACCACGCAUGGCUCCGUGAUGAUGGUGGCUCUUAGCCUGCCACCUGGUGGGGACCAGAGGCUGCAGCAGCCAGUCGGCAUUGCCUCUUGUGGCACCCUGGUCAGACUCAAAGGUGGCAUGUUGACCAUGGGCCUGCUUGACGCUGCUGGAACUUUGCUGCCCCCUUCCUACGAACCGUGGUAUGACCCUAACACCUCAGAUGAAGAAAAAGAGAAAAGCCGGAGGCGCAGGCCAGCCACCCCUCCCUCAUCACAAGAGGGCCAGGACAGUCAGUUUGCUGUGCUGUGUUCGGAGAAACAGGCCAAGGUGGUGGCCAUGCCCUCCCAAACCCACCUCUACAAACACAACAUCACAGAGACUUCGUUUGUGCUGAGGGCUGAUGUGGUGCAGAUGGCUGGGGCUAAUUGCAUCGCCUGCUUCUGCGCUAAUGGGCACAUCAUGACUCUGAGUUUGCCCAGCCUACGGCCCCUGCUGGACAUCAACUACUUGCCGCUCACAGACAUGCGGAUAGCACGGACGUUUUGCUUCUCUAACUUGGGUCAGGCUCUGUACCUCACCUCCCCCACUGAGAUCCAGAGGAUCACCUACAGCCAGGAGACCUGUGACAACCUGCAGGAGAUGCUCAGUGAGUUAUUUACCCCUGUGGAGACUCCAGAGGCUCCAAACAGAGGAUUUUUCAAAGGUCUUUUUGGGGGAGGAGCUCAGUCUUUGGACAGGGAGGACCUCUUUGGUGAAACAGCUGCCGGUAAGGCCUCUCGCAGUCUGGCCCAGCACAUUCCCGGCCCGGGCAGCAUGGAGGGCAUGAAGGGUGCAGCAUCUGGGGUCGUGGGAGAGCUUGCCCGUGCCAGAAUAGCUCUGGAUGAGAGAGGGCAGAAACUGGGCGAACUGGAGGAGAGAACGGCAGCCAUGAUGUCCAGCGCAGAGUCCUUCUCCAAACACGCCCAUGACAUGAUGGUGAAGUACAAAGAUAAGAAGUGGUAUCAGCUCUGAUGGCAGCGUGUGGACCUUUGGACUCUUGUCACGCACACCAGUAUCUCUGAGGAGCUGGAGGUCCCUCUUCUUCUCUUCUCUGUUUCUUUCCAUAUGGUGUUGGGGUUCUACUCAGAUGAACCACGCCCUUUCUCUCACCACGAUAUCUUCACUCUGCAUCUCCUCAGUCACCGAAGGGCUGCUGCAGAGUUGACCAACAUGGCGCACUGAGAACGGAAAGAAGUGGUGGAAGGGAGGCUCUUUGGCAUCUCUGUCUCUGUUUCACCUAGGAGCGACUGAUUAUGUUCAGUUAACAUCGGUUUGCCAACACAGAGAGACUGGACCUUUGACAUCCCAUCAUGCACUCGUAUAUGUCUCAUAUAAAUAAAUAUAAAUAUAUAUAUCUAAAUACAUAUAUAUCCACACACUUCGCUGUUUUGUUCAGAAAGGUGAAGGACAAUUGUGCAAAUAAUGUACUAAGGGUGGCCUGGCUGCACUUGUUUAUUUUCCUUGCUCUGCCCUUUAUAGUGUCAGCCAAACACAAUGGGCUUAAAUGAGGAGAAAAGUCUGAUCCUUCAAAGUUAAUCAAGUCUAUGAACAUUUAAGGUUCUAUAGGAAUGAUUGAAUCAGUGGAGGACUUGUUUUUUUAUUAUUAUUUUCUUUUGGUCUGAAUUAUUUUUAGUUUGUUCUUGCCCUUUGGCAGUUUGUUUUAGCUGUUUUUUCCUCCAGAGAGGGCCUUUCAAGCACUUAGAACAGUAAAAAAAAAAAAUGGACAGGGAAAUGAGGAAUCUAUUGCCUCUCACCGAAUAAGGGCUGGUAGUUCACUAGUUCAUCACCGAUCAUACCUUUUUAAAGCAACCAAGUUCUCUUGGGUGAGAAAUGGCGUGUUAUUUGAGUCACUUGGUUGUGCUUUUAGAUUAAAUAUUUAUUGGAACAGUAAAAUGCGAAGGAGGGAGAGGGAGUUUGUCUUUUGGGCAUUAUUUUGUUUCAUUUGUCAAUGUGCGAAAAAAAAGUGCUGAAAAUGUUUACCCCUAGGAAGAGUUUACAUUGACCUAUCAGACCAAGUUGAUACACUGAAACACCCCUGACGGUCACUGGCUUUUCAUGUGGGGAGGGUUAGGGUUGGGAUUGACAGUAAAAGAUUGUCCUUUAAUAUAAUUUGCAAAAGUGUAUAUUUUGGUUACAGCUUCAAGUUUUCUGUGACAAAAAUCUGUCUAUAAAUGAUCACUUGGAUGUCUUUUUUUGACAUUCUGUCGUAGCUGAAAUUGAUUUAUUUAAUUUUUUUGUCUUGUUUUUCAUUGCGUAGGGAAAAAAGCAUGAGUCUCUUACAGCACAAUGGACGUGAGAAUGCUGUGUUUGUAUUUGUAGCUGCCAGUAGAAGUGACCGAGCACAACAAAGUGUUCACGCGGUGCCACAGAUCAUCUCUCUUUGAACCAUCAACUUAAAAACUGUUUCUCUUCUGCCUUUGCCUCAUAUAUGCUAACCUCUACCUAUGUGUAUAUCUGUGUGUUUGUGAACAUACAUAUAUUCAGGAUAUGUGUAUGGGCGCCACUGUUUAUAAUACUGCAUAGAUACAGUCUAUUACAUAAAGUCUUUGUUUUUUGCUUGGCUGUUUUUCUGUGAUUAACUCAAAUUCUAUUGUCAUUGAUUUUUUUUUCUCCAUGAGGUGCAAUGAUAUGCUGCUAUUUGUGUCAAUAUAGGAGCAUAAUCUGUCCUUUUUUUCCUUCUAUUUUUUAAAGAGAGACAAGACUUCGUCAGUCCAGAUUGCUGCCAAAUGUUGUAAAUAGUGGGACAGCUGGAUACAAAUCUGACAGUGCAGGUUAAGGCAAUGUGACAUAAUGUACGCUUGCAGCCAUGUUCUUUUCUGACACCAAAGAGUUGCUUGAUUUCACAGAGUUGUCUUUAAUUUUUUCCCCCCCCGUAAAUGGUAAGAAUCAGGAAAGGAUGUCUGUUGUGUGUGAGGAGAAAAAAAAUAGUUGGGUUUUGCCUUUAUUCCUGCUGCAAACUGCUGUUUAUGUGUUCAGAAAAACAAGUGACGUGAAUUUGAAGAGUUUCACUCCAACGUGAUUUAUCCACCAAAGAAAACCAAGCAACUUGACAAGAAAUGGAAAUUGAUCAAAGGUCUGAAGAAAGAUAGUACAUGAAUUUUUGAUCAUUUUCUUUUACUUUAAAUUAUAAAUAUAUACUGAAGAGGUGUUGGGUCAAUCACCAAAAUGUCUUAUCUGAGAUGGAUACACAGCUUUUUGGAAUGAAACUCUUCACUUUUAGACAGUUGAUUUUAAUCUGUACUACUGAGAGAAACCCAUUUGGAAAAGCUAUUAUGUGGUUUUUGCACUAUUUUUUGUACUUAAAAUAAUUUUGUUAGUAUGAUUUUUUUAGUGCAUCUAUUCCUGUGUCCCAUUUUCUUAUUUUUCCAAGGACCAAAACAUUAUAUAACCUAUGCUUAUUUAUGUCAUAUGCCAAUUAUGCUGAUUGCUUCACUCUCAGAUUUGUUUUCAGUGUCAAUUUAAUUAUACUAGAAAAUAUUUAUAUAUUUGAAAACAAAUAUAUAUAUAUAUAUAUAUAUAUAUAUAUGUAUAUGUAUAUAUAUAUAUAUAUAUAUAUAUAUAUAAAUACAUAUAUUACUUUUAAUUUCAAUAAUAUAUUAAAGAUGAAUACCUUUUAUGUAAUUUUAAGAUGGAAUAACUCACAUGUCCAAACAAUGGUUGUGCAUAACUAUCUGUCAUUCAGACAUGAAAUAAACAUUUUCUGCUAUAUAUAUUUAACAUGCUCAUCAGAUUAAUGCUUUGCUACUGCAGGAGGAUCUUCUCCUAAUGGUGGGCCGCUGAGUCUUUCUACAAAGUGUGGCCUCAACUUUGAAGUGCUUCAGUUUGCAACUUAUAUGUCCUAAAUGGUCUCUUAUUGCACAUUGAAGGAUGCAUGAUAUUACGUGUUUACAAACUUGAAACAACCAUGUAUUAUCCCUUUUAGAGAUUGUCUGUCCUGGCGUUUGUAUGAACCACCAUGUUGAACAAAACUGAAGUUCUCAUCACUCACCAGAAGUGUGUCCCAUUUUCAUUUGGUCAUGCCAGUUGUAUGUGUGAGAGGUUAUUUUUGGGGUACAUCUGUUGACGUUACCGUUUGGCUUCAUGAAAACUCUUGCUUUCCCCCCUGUGCUGUAGAAAUGUAAUGAAACUGAAGCUAAGCUCACAUCAUUGUGCAGAGGAGCUCAAGGGUUUCUCAGUCGCCAUACUUCUGUCCAUCUGUCUUCAUCUGGGAUGAACAUCUGUGGAGUUGCAGUAUUUUCUCAUUGUAGGCAAUUUUUGUACAGUUUUAUUAAAAUAAAUUUCACAUGGAUGUCUGAGUUAAUCUGCUGCCACAAACAAUUUAGACUGUAGAUACAGUAUAUAUAUAGAUAUUAUUGUGCAAUGGAAAUAAAUGUAAAACCAA